This is a messenger RNA of Drosophila arizonae, 535 nucleotides long. It is a transcript of the gene lin-52, whose product is annotated as DREAM core complex component lin-52. NCBI's taxonomy places the organism in Eukaryota, Metazoa, Arthropoda, Insecta, Diptera, Drosophilidae. Gene Ontology annotation, biological process: regulation of DNA-templated transcription. The record is from RefSeq and is a predicted model, not a curated record. Gene Ontology annotation, cellular component: DRM complex.
GUGGCAACGCUAGUUGAGUGUUGACGGCAAAUUUUGUUUACCUUUUUGUGCAAUUGAUGUUUAUUGACAAUUCGUAAAUUGUAUUACUCAAUAAUAAUAAUGACUGGUAAAUCAAAAGCAGAUUCGGAUGUGUCAACACCAGCAGAAAAACAUCAAACGAGUGAGGACGCGAAAGGAACCGCCAAAGUGGAUGAAUUAAUUUCGCUGGAAACCCUGCGUGAAUCGCCGGUACAAUGGCCAGAACGCUUUCCCGGCAUGGAAGAGUUUGUAACUAUGAGUGAUACACCAAUCCACAGACCAAGCGUUGACUGUAGCCAAAUCCCCACCAAAGUCAAUAUGGCUGCCAUUAACCAAUUCGCCCGUCUGCCGCCCGAACAGCUGGUGGAGAAGAUUAAAGCAAUGCACGAUCAAAUCUAUAGAUUAGGAUUACGAGAGUCCAAGGAAAUGACGCGUGGUAAAUUGCUGGGCAUCUUCGAUCGCGACCGGCUGACCAAAGCGAAAGCCCUGCGCAAUUGAUUACGACUGACUUACAAAU